UUGUAUUCAUCCAUAAUGGGAGGAGAAAUUUGAUAGAAAUGACUACUGAAGGACACUGACUGUUGGUUCUCAUUAAACUGUAGAGAGUAGCUGCUGUCAGGGAGUCUCUGGUCUUCAUCCCUGGUCCUGAUCCACAUCUUGAACUGCAUUCCUGAGCUCAGGGAUGGAUUCAGUAGCGUCACACACUUCCAGUAAUGUAGGGAUGUGAUUGAAUGUAAAAACAGAGGAGGAGCAGCUGUGUUCAGGUGAUCCAGGUGAGGCAGUCCAGCCAGGAAACAGGAAGUGAAGGACCGAGAGAGUUCAGACUCCAACGGACAGACUGAGAGAGAAGGAGGAGCAGUGACUGAAGAUGAGUGGUGUGGAUGAAGAGGAGGACGGACCAGAGUGUGUGGACAGUUUGCUGUUCUCAGUCAGAAUCAUUCCAGCUGCACUCAGGAUGAUUCAACCCUCACUGACCAUCAGCCGAACUGGAAAAAUACACAAAGCAGGAUCUUCAGGAUGCACCAGGUUGUCCAUGAAGAGUGACAAGUCCAAAGACGAACCACCACUCUUCAGUGUUGAACCUGGACCUUCACACAUAAAAGAGAAGAAGAGGACUGAUGUGUGUGAGGAGCAGCCAGAAAGAUCCAGAAGCGCCGCUGCACUAAGUGUGGGUCUGCAGCAGCUUCUAGAAGAACAUAAGAAGAGUGUGAGGAGGAGAUGUGAACGUGUGACUGAAGGAAGUGAUGAAGCAGGAGGAGGAAGCCUCCUCAACAGGAUCUACACUGAGCUCCACAUCACAGAGGGACUCAGUGAGGAGCUUCAGAGGGAACCUGAGCUGAAGCAGCUGGAGACAGCUUCCAGGAAGGAGAGCCUCCAUCACACUGCCAUCAGGGUUCAGGACAUCUUCAAAGCCUGGGCCCAGCAGCACACACACAUCCGAGUGGUUGUGACCAGCGGCGUGGCCGGCAGCGGAAAAACCUUCUCGGUGCACAAGUUCAGUCUGGACUGGGCCGAGGGCCUGGAGAACCAGGAUGUCAGUGUGCUGGUGGUGCUCUCCUUCAGGGAGCUGAACCUGCUGGGAGAGCGGCCGUACAGUCUCCUCUCGCUGCUGGCUGUUUUCCAUCCCACGCUCCAGAAGCUGACGGCAGAGGAGCUGGCCGUCUGCAAGCUGCUCUUCAUCUUUGACGGCCUGGAUGAAAGCAGACUUUCUCUGGACUUCGGCGGCGGCCGGCGGCUGCUGGACGUCUCCCAGCAGUCUUCGGUGGGCGAGCUGCUCACUAACCUCAUCCGGGGGGAUCUGCUGCCCUCGGCUCGGAUCUGGAUCACUUCCCGACCGGCGGCGGCCCAUCAGAUCCCUCCAACAUGUGUGGACAGACUGACAGAAGUGCGAGGCUUCACUGACGCCCAGAAGGAGGAGUACUUCAGGAGGAGGCUGAGUGAUGAGGAGCUGAGCAGCAGAAUCAUCUCCCACAUCCAGACCUCCAGGAGCCUCCACAUCAUGUGUGGAAUCCCAGUCUUCUGCUGGAUCACUGCUACAGUUCUGGAGCACAUGUUGAGCAGCGAGCAGAGAGGAGAGCUGCCCCAGACCCUGACUGACAUGUACUCCCACUUUGUGCUGCUUCAGACACACAGGAAGAAGCUCAAGUACCAUGAAGGACCUGAGACGGGUCCACAGGAGCUGACGGAGGCUGACAGGGAGCUUCUUCUGAAGCUGGGCAGGAUGGCCUUGGAACAUCUGGACAAAGGAAACAUCCUGUUCUACCAAGAAGACCUGGAGCAGUGUGGUCUGGAUGUGACUGAGGCCUCGCUGUACUCUGGAAUCUGUACUCAGAUCUUCAAGAGAGAGUCUGUGAUCUUCCAGAAAGCCGUCUACAGCUUCGUCCAUCUGACUGUUCAGGAGUUUCUGGCUGCAGUCUUCAUGUUCCACUGUUUCACCAGCAGGAAGACAGACGUGCUGGAGACCUUCAUUGGAGAGGAGGAUGAGAAUGAUGAGUUUAAUGAUGAUGCUUUCCACUCCUUGGACAACUUCCUGAGUAUGGUUCUUGAGAAAUCCCUCAGCAGUCAGAACGGCCACCUGGACCUGUUUGUCCGCUUCCUUCAUGGCCUCUCUCUGGAAUCCAACCAGAGACUCUUAGAAGGUCUGCUGGGUCCAACAGAGAUCAGUCCAGAAACCAUCCAGAGAGUCAUCCAGAACCUGAAGGAGAUCAGCAGUAAGGAAGUGUCUCCAGACAGAAGCAUCAACAUCUUCCACUGUCUGAUGGAGAUGAAGGACCUCUCAGUCCAUCAGGACAUCCAAGAGUUCCUGAAGUCAGAGAACAGAUCAGAGAAGAGACUCUCUGAGAUCCACUGCUCAGCUCUGGCCUACAUGCUGCAGAUGUCAGACCAGGUCCUGGAGGAGUUGGACCUGAAGAAGUACAAGACAUCAGAGGAGGGACGACGGAGACUGAUCCCAGCUGUGAAGAACUGCAGGAAGGCUGAUCUUUCUGGCUGCAGACUCUCUGACCCUCACUGUGAAGUGAUCUCCUCAGCUCUGACCUCUGACCCCUCCCAUCUGAAACAUCUGGACCUGAGUGGGAACAUUCUGAAGGAUUCCUCAGUGAAGAUUGUGUGUUCUGGACUGGAGAGUCCAAACUGUAACCUGGAGACUCUGAGGUUGAGGAGCUGCAGUUUGUCAAAGAUCAGCUGUUCUUCUCUGGCCUCAGCUCUGAAGUCCAACCCCUCCCUCCUGAAAGAGCUAGAUCUGCGUUCCAACUGCCUGUGGUCUCCAGAUGUGCAGCAGCUGGUUGCUCUCCAGCAGAGUCCAGACUGCAGCCUGCAGACUCUGAGCUACUGAGAGCAGAGAGGAGGCUGUGAGUCCUGAAGAUCUACUGAGAGCAGAGCUUCCUUUCAGAAGAACCGGCAGAAGAUCUUUGAAACUUCCUGCUGGUCUUCCUCCUCAUUCUUUUCCUCGCCAUGGCUCCUCCUCCCCCAUCCUAGGACUAAAUCUCUUCAUUUCUGAGUCAUGUGACAGAAAACAGGAGAACUUUUGGACUGACUGCAGAAGAAAAAUGAUGAAUUGUUCAGUCAUGUAAUUCUCUGCUUGGUGAAUUUUUUCAUUCCUCUGAAUCACAUUUUAAAGUCAAUCCUCAACUUUCAAUGAUUUCUAAUUGUUAGCAGCUCAGUAAAAAUAAUCAAACUACUAAGACACAGAUCUUAGACACAAUCUUUGAAACAGUCCAGAUUCAUUUGUCCUCUUUGUUCAUAAAAACUCUAUUUUGAUCAAUA
Molecule: messenger RNA, 3246 nt
Organism: Salarias fasciatus (jewelled blenny)
Lineage: Eukaryota; Metazoa; Chordata; Actinopteri; Blenniiformes; Blenniidae
Product: NLR family CARD domain-containing protein 3-like
Exons: 10
Coding region: 350-2815 (821 amino acids)
Source: RefSeq, a predicted model, not a curated record